AGAGUCUGUGUUGUGGGCAAUAAUUGGAUUUCAUGAGACUCUCAGUCACUUCCCAGUGCUCAAGUGUGCUGCUUUGUGUCGUGAUGGGGAAUAUGAUUUUGGGAGACUGUGAUUAGGACAACCGAAAAGUGCGGACUUCUGGGGAAGGUUAUUGGUCAAAUAAAAAAGAACAAGCUAUUAAUAGUUGGGUUUAUUUGUACUGUCACACACUUUCACAGUUGGCUGCCUCCGCACACAAUGUUAUCAGCAAUUAUGAUAUUAGUGCUAUCAAUUAUCUUGGCUUCAGUGGUAGGGUACAUGUAUGUAACCCAGUGGGCCUUUAAGUUCUGGCAGAGGCAGCAUAUACCCUUCAUUGUACCGAAGUUCCCUCUGGGAAAUGCCCAGACCACAAAUCCCAGCAUGAGGAUGCAUUCUGCUGUUCUCUUUGCCACAUUCUAUGCUCAAUUGAAGACAUCUAAUGUGUCCUUUGGUGGCAUCUACCUCUUCACACGUCCCAUAGCUCUGGCUCUAAACUUGGACUUUGUCAGGGAUGUGCUCACACGUGACUUUCGACACUUCUCAGACCGUGGCAUCUUCUACAAUGAGCAAGAUGAUCCUUUGAGUGCCAAUUUGUUCACACUAACACGGGACAAGUGGAAUUUACUUAGGGCCAAAUUAACUCCAACAUUCACUACAGGACGAAUGAAAGAAAUGACUCUGCUAGUCCUCAAAGUGGCCAAUGAAUUGCAAUUUAGUCUCAAGGAGUCUCUCAUGGUGAGCUCAACUGUCGAAAUGAAGGACCUAAUGGCGAGAUUCACAACAGAUGUCAUAGGAAAUUGUGCUUUUGGAAUCGAAUGUAACUCCCUUCGAGAUCCUCAGAGUACCUUUCGAGAAAUGGGACGAAGGAUUUUCCAGUCAAAUAAACGGUCGAGACUGCAGCAGCUGUUCAUGACAGCUUUUCCAUCGAUGGCCAAAUUUUUGCACAUGAAGGUUUUUGAAAGUGAUAUUACAUCAUUCUUCCAGGAUGUUGUCGAAGAGACAAUGCGACAGAGAGACCUCGAAGGUUCAAAUGAUAGAAACGAUUUUAUGGAUUUGCUCAUGAAACUUCGAGACAGCAAUGCAAGUUUAACCGUCAAUGAAAUAGCUGCACAAGCAUUACUUUUCUUCAGUGCUGGAUUUGAGACGUCUUCCGGCACUUUAACCUUCUGCCUCUACGAGCUGGCACUCAAUAAGGAUAUUCAGAUGCGUGUUCGGGAAGAAAUUCAAGCAAUUUCCUCCAAAUAUGAUAAUAAAAUAACGUAUGAUGCUCUAUCGGAAAUGAAAUAUCUUGACAGGGUCAUAAAUGAGACACUGAGGAAGUAUCCUCCACUUGGAUCUCUCUUCCGGCGAGUCACAGAAACCUACAAAAGUCCUGAAGGAGCCAAAUUGACGAGGGAUAUGAAUCUGAUUAUUCCGAUUUAUGCAAUCCACCACGAUCCGGAUAUUUAUGAGGACCCAGAAACAUUCAAUCCCGACCGUUUUGAGCCCGAGGAAGUACGUCAGAGACAUCGCUGCUCUUUCCUCCCCUUUGGGGACGGACCACGAAAUUGUAUUGGGCUUCGAUUUGGCUUGUUGCAGACCAAAAUCGGAUUAGUUGCUUUAUUGAGUCGAUUUGUCUUUGAGGCAUCAUCAACUACUCCAAGGUCAAUUCGUUUUGCAAGAAAAUCAUUCACUCUCACACCCGAUGGUGGACUCUGGCUCAACGUAAGGGAAUUAGUUUAAUGGAACAUCGUUAAAGUAUUAGGAAAAAGAUUUUUGUAUAAAUCUCCACUAGUUUAUAUAGAUAUCGCAUCCUUCUGUAAAGGGAGGAAGUAAAUGGGGCUAAAAUAUGGCUGAGAAUGAUAUAGAGAAGCAUAGUAGAGAAAAAAGAAAGAUCAACAACGAGAUGUUUUCUCCUGUAAUAUGGUAAAAAGAAACUUGCUCGAAGAUAUAAAAUAUCUCAUAUUUUGCCUAACAUGCUGUGGUACGUUUUAGCAUUGACUGCUAUAUGUUUUAGAAUAGACUGAAAGUUUUGGGAACUUUGUACAAGGAAUAUCUGAUUUAAUUUUUAAGUAUAACACUGGAAUAAUAUUAAUAUUUAAAUAUGGAUUGCUUUUUUUCAAUCAAUCAAGAAUAAAAGCUAUUAUUCAAUGUUGAUGUAAACGCUUAAAACUGGUAAGUUUCGUGUUUAUAAUAGUUGAAAGCAUGCUAUCUUAUUCAACGACUCAAGCUUCGAACGACUCAUCUUUUUCAACACGUUUUUAAUGAAUUUGAUUCAUUAUAAUAUUAUAAAAUAGCUAGUUCAAGAAUAUAGAAGAAAAAAUUGAGUUGCCGAAGCGUAAUGCCCUAGACACACUUACGACUUAAGCCGAGAGACGACUUAGUGGAAAAUGAUGGAAAUAUAGUUUAUCCAUUAUUUCUAAUAUAAUUACGUUAAGCCGUCUCUCGGCUAAUCUUCAUGUCUGUCGAGGGCCUAAGUCGUCGGAAGGUAGCGCACUUUCUCUUAUUUAGAAGUUAAAAAAGUCCAUUUGAUACAAGAAUCUACCCAAGAAGAAGUAAAAUUUUUCCUUUUUAGAAAGAAUAUCUCAAGUAUUUCAAUUGAGCUUUAAAAUGAGUUGUUUUAUUUACAAUUAUUAAUGGUUUAAGUUCUGUUUCGUAACGGAUAAGCCUUAGCGAAAAUUUAACUGAGAAUGGCAGUAAGAAACAAUUAUUUAGCUUAUUAAAAUUAUAGACACUUGAUAACGAGGUUAAUUCCCCAGCCUAAAGUCUGCUUUUGAUCUUCUUUACUCAUGAAUUUUUUUUUAAUUUUUUAUUAUUUAUAAUAGUACUCGAUAAUGUAACUAGAAUCACAAUGUAUUUUCAAAUAUAUAACAAUUAUGUAAUUUACUGAGUCGAAAAUUAAUUUAAUAAACUUCGUUUUUUAUCAAGAAAUG
Phlebotomus papatasi is the source of this 2930-nucleotide messenger RNA. RefSeq names its product probable cytochrome P450 6a14. Gene Ontology annotation, molecular function: heme binding; monooxygenase activity; oxidoreductase activity, acting on paired donors, with incorporation or reduction of molecular oxygen. The coding region runs from base 238 to 1740 and encodes 500 amino acids. The transcript has 4 exons. NCBI's taxonomy places the organism in Eukaryota, Metazoa, Arthropoda, Insecta, Diptera, Psychodidae. The record is from RefSeq and is a predicted model, not a curated record.